This is a messenger RNA of Hyaloscypha bicolor E, 1767 nucleotides long. Its product is annotated as HET-domain-containing protein. The transcript is spliced from 3 exons. Bases 1 to 1767 code for a protein of 588 amino acids. Lineage: Eukaryota; Fungi; Ascomycota; Leotiomycetes; Helotiales; Hyaloscyphaceae. The record is from RefSeq and is a predicted model, not a curated record.
AUGUGGGCUCUUAGCUCGGAUCUUGGAUAUCGGCAUUACAGUAUGAGUGAACUACGAAGCUCUGCUGAUCUCGGCUGUCCUCUCUGCCGUUUAUGUUGCUUCCGUAUAUACAACUCACGGAUAUCAUUCAAAAACCGACGCACCCUCCGAUUCUACGCCGAAAGUUCCGAUGGAAGGACGACUGAUAGGCAACCUAUAUUUGGAAUAUCAAAGUUGGUCUUCAGGAUACAAGACAGGAAGGCUACCCUAGCAACGAGUUUCGAAUUUCAUGCCUAUACUUCUAAAGGAAAUCCGUCAUCCAAUUGUCUUAAAGAAAUCGAUAUAGAUCUAGAUGUUGCCAGCUAUAACUCCACAAAGAAAAUUCGAGCACAGCUAAAAAAAAUUCGAGUGAUAGAUGUCGGCUACGAAGAGCUAUCUACUACGCUCAAACUUCAUGUCCCCAAACAUCAAGAAUAUGGGUCUUAUGUUGCCUUAAGUUACUGUUGGGGUGGCCAACAACCAACGAUCACAACAUUAGACAACAUCGGCGCAAGGACAGCCGCAAUUUCUUUUGCAGAACUUCCACAAACUGUUAGGGACGCAGUUGCAGUUACUCGUAGCCUUGGGAUUCGAUAUCUCUGGGUUGAUGCACUGUGUAUCAUACAGGAUUCCGGCCCAGAUAAGAUCAAGGAGAUAGCAUUGAUGGGCGAAAUCUAUAAAAACGCAGCUGUGACUGUUGCAGCAGGAAAUGCGACUGAUGUUAAAGAAGGCUUCCUCAAGCCGCGGUCACUACCAUCUGCUUGUUCUUUACCUUUGUAUAUCUCGGAAAAGCAGUCAGGCACUAUCUGGCUCCAAGAUCGGAAAACAUUCAAAAGACCUCCUGAACCAUUGGACUGCCGUGCCUGGACCUUCCAAGAAUUCCUUCUUUCCCCUCGAAUUCUGUAUUAUGGUUCAAACGAGGUCAUCUGGCGUUGUCUGACGGAGAAUUUAAACGAUUGGAUUUCCUUAACAUCGCCUCUGGCUUACCCGUUACCUUCAACUUUGUACUUGCCUCUAUCUAUUUUCGAGAGAGAGGCCUCGCCCAAAUCCAAAAAUUAUCAGAAUCAAGACGAAAUUUGGAGGACCAUCAUCAAGACAUAUAGCAAACGAAAUAUCACCGCUUCAGAAGAUCGUUUGCCGGCUUUGGCAGGAAUCGCUUCCGAGCUGCAGAUUGUUUGGAAUGACAAAUACGUAGCAGGCCUAUGGCAGAAAUGUCUUCUCGGACAUCUUCUCUGGACAGCCGAAGCAAAAUUCGGAUCAAACCUGGACAAAAAUCAAUCAUUGACCUAUAAUUGCAACAAUGUGGUGACAGGCUAUCAAUCACCCGGAUGGUCUUGGGCUACAUACCACUAUGCAGUUGAGAUGUUCAGGAUGGAAACGGAGGCUGCAGAGGUAAUAGACUUCGGUGUUAGUUUAGUCUCUGAUCAAGCACCAUUUUCGGCUGUAUCCUAUGGCUGGCUUUCUUUAAAAGGAAAGUUAGGCAGAGGGGAUGCCAUAAGAGGGUGCGAAGUUAGUUCUUUUAGAUAUAUCGCGGAUGGCAGAAUGCAGGAUGAAAGCCUCUUCAACGAAGGCACCAGAGUCUUGCUUCUUGGUUACGGCAAAAAUAGUGUCCCUUAUUGGGGUUAUACAUUACGUCCUUCGGAUAGAGGAGCUUAUUUGAGGACCGGGAUCGCCAUAGUCUACAGCCCGUUAACUGCCAGACUUUUAUGGCCAGAAUGGUGUGAGAGUAAGCUCGUGAUAGUUAUAUGA